This is a messenger RNA of Danaus chrysippus (African queen), 1107 nucleotides long. The record is from the annotation of a GenBank genome assembly. NCBI's taxonomy places the organism in Eukaryota, Metazoa, Arthropoda, Insecta, Lepidoptera, Nymphalidae.
AUGUCCUGCCUUGUAAAAGUUUCAGAGGGAAUUUUGGAAGGAAAGCUGCGUAAGACAUACUAUGGAAAACAAUACUAUAGUUUUGAGGGCAUACCAUAUGCUAAACCGCCGAUCGGUGACCUUAGGUUCAAGGCUCCAGUACCACCAGAAAGUUGGACAGGCAUCAGAGACGCUAAGAAACCGGGGGAAAAGUGUGCUCAAAUGAAUCCAUUUGGAAAAGGAAUUGUAGAAGGAUCCGAAGACUGCCAUACUGUUACAAAUAAACAUGAGUUAUGUGAAAUAUUCAAAAAUACGCCCGCCGAUGAACUUGUUAAUGCGUUUGUGAGCGCCGAAAUAAAUCGCCCGCCGGCUGUCAUCAAUGCAUUUCUUUUACCAGUUGUUGAGAAAUACUAUGAAGGUGUUGAAAGAUUCUUUGACGAGCUACCACUGAUCGCGUUCCGUGAGAAUCGUUUUAAUAAAGUGCCGAUUAUAAUUACGAUAAAUUCGUUUGAAUCAGCGUUGUUUGUGAACAAAGAUGAGAAUGGUGUAGUGUAUGAAGAUUUGAAGUAUUUUAUACCUCGUUUCUUACAAAUACAACACGGAACCGAACAAGCUGUACAGUUUGCUUCAAAACUUCGUAAUUACUACUUCGGGGAUAGAAAGUUUGAUGAAAAUGUUAAAACUGAUUACCUUAAUUUGACCUCCGACCAUUAUUUCGCCAGAGAUACUAUGUUAUUCAUGGAAUUGGUGUCAAAAUACCACAAAGACUUGUAUUUGUGUAGAUUUGAUUAUAAUGGCAAUGUGAAUACAAGUACGAUAAAAAAUAUGGGUCUUCAAGGAGCAUCGCACGGAGAUCUCGUACAAUAUAUAUUCUAUAGGAGCAACAAGUUGAAAGUCGCGAGCGGGAGUGAUGUGGAAAUUAUCAAUAUGUUGACAGAGGCUUGGUGUAAUUUUGUUAAAACAGGGCGUCCUCAUUGGAAAACUCAACAAACAAAAUGGCUUCCGUAUAAUAAAGAAGAGAAAUUAUGUCUUAAUAUAGAUAAUAAGAAAAUAGAGGUCAAAAAAUAUCCUAAUUUUGAAAGAAUACAAUUUUGGUUCGAUUUAACAGGAUUGCGGGCGAAAUUGUGA